This is a messenger RNA of Diabrotica virgifera virgifera (western corn rootworm), 1749 nucleotides long. RefSeq lists its product as uncharacterized. The transcript is spliced from 3 exons. The coding region runs from base 618 to 1082 and encodes 154 amino acids. Lineage: Eukaryota; Metazoa; Arthropoda; Insecta; Coleoptera; Chrysomelidae. The record is from RefSeq and is a predicted model, not a curated record.
UUUUCUAAUCUUUACUGCUAUAAUCAUCAUCAUCAUCAUCAUCAUCAACGGUGCUACAGCCGUAUAAAAGAUCCUCGACCUUACCAAGUCUAUUACGCCACACUGUUCUAUCCAUUGCCAACUGUUGCCAGUUUGCUGCGCCUAUUUUUCUACCAUCCUGAUUUACACCAUCCUUCCAUCUGAGUUUUGGCCUAUCCCUAUUUCUACUUCCUUCUAGUUUUGGCCUUCCCACAGGUUGUGACAUAAGGAUUCUUCUAGGAGAGUUUUUCUGCUGUGAUCUUGCUAGAUGUCUUGCCCAUCUUAGUCUUCCUAUUUUUAUAAGAGAUAGACUCGGACAAACAUAAGUUUGGGAAUAUGAUUCAAAACUCGAUGAUGCGCAGUGGUUCUUGUUUACUAGCGUUACCAUGGAAACGGCCAGUUUGCUGAUCGCCAGUGUCGUAGUUAGAAGUGCAUUACGUAUCGCAGAGAGUGUUUAACUUAUUGGUUUGAUCGUGUUGGAUAUUUUAUUAAUAGUUUUUAGCUUAGUGUUUGGUAUAUUAGUAGUAGUAAUUAGUGUAUUAUUAAGACAUUUAGUGUAUCUCUAGUGUGUUAAGUUAAGUCAUUAGUUAUUUAACAAUAUGCCUCAUAAAAAGAUAGGAAUCAAAGGGCUGGGAUUGAAUAGCCAAGCAAAGGCAAUAAUUUAUAAUGUUACUACAUUUAUGGAACAAGAGGCAGCACAUUUCAAAACAACCGAAAACCUGUUAAUACCUUUAAGUAAAUUGACGGAUAGGAUUCUAGCAGCGACGGGUAUAAGCAAAAACACCUUAACCAAAAUAAGAAAAGAAGGUAGAGACGUAAAUAAAAAUGAAGCGACUAGUUUAUCUUUUAAAAGUCCAAAAAGAAAACGUUGUCGUUCCAAAAAAAUUGAAUUGAGCAGUAGACAAGUGAAAACCAUAAAAAAUAUUAUAUACGACUUCUACACCAUCGAGAAAAGAUCCCCUACAAUUAAUGGUAUCUAUCAAAAACUAAAGAACAAACAAAUGGAAUUUCCAGGGUCAAAGGAAACAUUAAGGAAAACGAUAAUUAGAUUAGGCUUUAGGUAACAUAGUAAAAGUAAUUAUUCAGCUUAAAAAAUAAAAUUGUAUAAUGGAUAAUGUAUUUUAAAUUGAUAUUUUGUUGACAUCGUUUUAGUUCAACUUUCUACAAUUUACAGUUAUGAAGAAUGUUUUUUCAAAAGUGUCAAGUAUUUAUAAUCGAUAAUUUGUUUAGAUUUCGAUUUCCGAAAAACUUCAAAUUCCGGAAUAGAUAUCUUAGAACCAUCCGAAGAAUCGUAAUUAAAACUUUGUUUAGAAUCAUUGUUUAGAAAAUAAAUACAUUAGAAUUAGUAAAAAUAAACACUUGUUUAAUUUUUUUUUAUAGUUGAAAUCCUUCCUUCCUUCCUUCCUGAUAAUGUUAUUAAAUAAUUGUAAAUAUUGAGGAAUUUGUCAUAUAUUAAAGUACUCCUAAUAUUUUGCUCAUUAUUUUAUCAAAUGCAACUGAUUCAAGCUUCAUAAUUAUUAAAAACUAUGAAAAUAAAAAGAAACAAAUUCAUUCUUCGCUUUAAUUAAAUAUAAUUUAGGUGCUAUUAUAAUUUACUUAUAAAAAUUUAUUUCAAAUCUGCCUGUUUUCCUCCGCCACUGGUAGAAAUGGUUUGCUUGUCUGCGCGAAACGCUACGUCGCAAUCCCAAACUUAUGUUUGUCCGACUCUACUACGCCUUUACCACCAAAUGU